Podarcis raffonei (Aeolian wall lizard) is the source of this 2836-nucleotide messenger RNA. RefSeq names its product cytidine/uridine monophosphate kinase 2 (gene CMPK2). Gene Ontology annotation, biological process: dTDP biosynthetic process; dTTP biosynthetic process; dUDP biosynthetic process. The transcript has 4 exons. Gene Ontology annotation, cellular component: cytoplasm; mitochondrion. Gene Ontology annotation, molecular function: dTMP kinase activity; ATP binding. NCBI's taxonomy places the organism in Eukaryota, Metazoa, Chordata, Lepidosauria, Squamata, Lacertidae. The coding region runs from base 95 to 1309 and encodes 404 amino acids. The record is from RefSeq and is a predicted model, not a curated record.
UGGCGGAAACCGCCCCCACUCCUCCUCGAUCACUUUCUCGUCCCUGCCUGUUGCGCGCCCCGCUCGGUAAGUUUCGAUUCUCUGCGGCGAAGCGAUGCUGCGACGGGGCGCCCUCGCUCUGCUGGUGCCGCUCAGAUGCCGCUCCGCCAUGGCGACGCCUCCCGAUCGCCGCUUCGUGGUGGAACUCACGGGCUCGGAGCUGGUCCAUUUUUCCCUGAGCGACGACGACAACAACCACCGUGCGCCUCCCCGGUGCUUCCUGCCCCGUCCGGGGAGAUGCUACUCCUUCUGCCUCCCGGCGGCGGGGAGCCCCAGGAAGCGGGUCCGGGCUGCCCGGCUGCACCGGCUUCUGCAGCGGAGGCUGAGCCAGGAGCAGCCCUUCGGCGCCGGGAGCGCAGCGCUGGCGCUCCUCUCCUACAGCCCCAGCCGCGAGGCUGCGCUGGAGAGAGGCUUCCUGGUGCAGGACGAGCGGCGGGCGCCCGAGAUCGAGCGCUCCCUCGAAGAGCUGCUUCGCCACCUGCUGCCGGCGCCGGUCCACCUUGCGGUAUACGAGGUGGCGGAAGGCGGCGAGGUGCACUGCGCACUGUGGCACCUUGACGGGGCGGCGCAGGGCAGGCAGCUGGUGCGCAGGGCGCGCGUGGUCGCCGAGAAGGAGCCGGCGCUGCAUCCUGCCGGCGCGCACCUCCUGGACAACGCCGUGUUCCGCUCUCGGGGAGCUGCCCGGAGGGUCCUGGAGGAGUGCACUUCUCUCAUUCCUGAGGCCAAAGCAGUCCUUGAUAUGGUGGAUCAGUGCCCUCAGCAUCCAACGAAGGGCAAUUUCCCGGUGAUAGUUAUCGAGGGUCUGGAUGCAACAGGCAAAACAACAUUGACUCAAGCUGUGAAGGAUUCGCUGAAUGCUGUUCUCUUGAGGUCUCCUCCGCCUAGUGUCAGCCAGUGGAGAAAGAUAUUUGAUGAUGAACCAACGCUCAUACGGAGGGCAUUUUAUGCUCUGACCAAUUACAUCCUUGCUUCCGAAAUAGCGAAAGCAUCCUCUAAGUUACCAGUGAUCGUAGACAGGUAUUGGCACAGCACUGCCGCGUAUGCAGUUGCCACCGAAAUAAGUGGGAAAGUGCAGAAUCUCCCUCCUCUGCAUCACGAAGUAUACCACUGGCCCGAAGACCUCCUAAAACCAGAUGUUGUUCUACUGCUAACUGUCAGUCCUGAGGAAAGAAUCCGGAGACUGAAGGGACGAGGGAUGGAGAAAACAGAGGAGGAGACUGAGCUAGAAGCUAAUACUUGUUUCCGUCAAAAGUAUGUAUUAAACCCAUAAUAUUGUUGUAAGCUUGGCCAGAGAAUUGGAGCGGAUGAACUCAAGGGCCCCUUUCAACUCUUGAUUCUAUGAUGUAAGGUACUGCUAAAAUGGACAAACCAGUCGGUCAGCUCUAUCCCGGCAUAUUGCUUUGUUAGGUCAACAACCUGAUGAUGUGUUGCCUGGGAACCAAGAUGGCUAAAGAAGGUUUAGGUGUUGGUUGAGGAGGAAUGCCUGUAUAGAGAAAGCAGAGCUGUCAGAGGGGAGCCACACCCUGUGCAGAGAAGGCAAAAGAGAAGAAUUGAGCUGGACAUUUUUUUAAAGAGUUGUUUUAACUGUGGCUCUCCAGAAGUUGUUGGGCUACAAUUCCCUUCAGCCCCAGCCAGUGCGGCAAAUAUUCAGGGAUGAUGAGAGUUGUAGUCCAACAACAUCUGGAGGUCAUAGGUUCCCACUUCAUGGCUUACACCAGAGGUCAGCAAGCUUUUUCAGUAGGGGGCCGAUCCACUGUCCCUCAGACCUUGUGGGGGGGCAGACUAUAUUUGGGGGGGGGGAAUGAAUGAAUUCCUAUGCCCCACAAAUAACCCAGAGAUGCAUUCUAAAUAAAAGCACACAUUCUACUCAUGUAAAAACACCAGGCAGGCCCCACAAAUAACCCAGAGAUGCAUUCUAAAAAAAGGACACAUUCUACUCAUAUAAAAACACGCGGAUUCCCAGACCAUCUGCGGGCCAGAUUUAGAAGGCGAUUGGGCCGGAUCUGGCCCCCAGGCCUUAGGUUGCCUACCUAUGGCUUACACCAUGUGGCAUUUUUAAAGACUUGGAUAAGGCCACCUGCUCCAGGCGAGAUAGCCUGGAGAAGGAGGCAGGCAGGCAAAGAUCCUGCUACCCACUUGCUCCUGAACCAGAUCACUUGACCCCUUCACCAACACAGCAGUGACACCCCCUGCCCAUUUUCUGAGCUGUUUUUCAUCCUGUCCCCUCUUCUCUCCACCUUGCCACGCUGUCCCUUAGUUCUCCUUAGGAAUCCAUUUCUUUCAAUGUUUUAAUUAUGGCUGUACUUCAGAUGUGUCGUGAAGUCUUUUGACUCCAGUUGGAAAGUGGGAUAUGCAUCUAAAACAGCUCAAUUAAGGCUACAAUCCUAAACAAACUUUCUAGUGUGAAAGGCCUGUUCAGCUUGGUGUGAUUCAUGUUGGGUAAACACAGGUGGGGUGGUGCCAUGGAGCCACCCAUUUGAUAUCAACACUGUUGCUGGUUACUGGGAUGGUGUGAGAGUGUCACGGUGUGGUUGGUGAGGUUGGAGCUGAAAAAGCACAGUGGCAGAGCCAAUCAGGCAUCCCUGUUGAUGCACUUUCAUGGCUCCGACCAUGCCACCACCCUGGGAGGAUAGUACUAUAAACAUAUCAGUGGAUAGCUGAAAUCUGUUAUAGGAGUCAAUCCUAAAUAAAUUGUCUUGGGAGUAGGUUCCUAAGGAGCGAACUGAGUAGCAUUGCAAUGGAAACAUUGUGACUCACUUCUAUGUGUGGGUUAAAUUUGUACUUUUCCUUACUUUUU